Messenger RNA from Prorocentrum cordatum, 1606 nucleotides. The record is from the annotation of a GenBank genome assembly. Lineage: Eukaryota; Dinophyceae; Prorocentrales; Prorocentraceae.
AGGGCGAGCGGAAGAAGGGCCCGUACGCCAUCGGUUACGACCAGCGGAAGCGGCCCGGGCAGCUGCCCGGUGAGCGCCAGCAGUCGGCCCCGGCGGAGGCGCCCCAGGAGGAGGCGCCGCCAGUGACACCCAUGAGCAUGGGGAUGGACCUGGACGAGCAUCACGAGUGGUGCGUCAAGAUGUGGAGACGCAUGGACCGCGACGAGAGCCAGGAGCUCACUGCGAAGGAGCUCGACUGCGAGGAGUUCCACUCGAUCCUCCGCGGCGUCCUGGCCCCGCAGGCGGCGUCGGGCAAGAGCGUCGGCGGGACCACGUACCACAGGGCGGAGAUGAACAUGAACCGGGCGAUUAAUUUCUGCAUGCAGAAAGCGGACUUCAGCUCCGACGGGACCCUGAAUUUCAAGGAGUUCAAGUCGUUCAUGCUCUACAUGCGCAACAGCCGGCAGAAGAGCACCGCCGACAUGAUCUUCGCCCUCUUCGACCUUGACGGGGACGAGGAGAUCGAGGAGGCGGAGUUCAGGGAGAUCUACCGGUUCUACCUGGGCCACUUCCCCACGGAGGACGAGUUCCAGGCCGAGUGGGCCCGCCUGGACAGAAGAGGGGAGAUGAAGGUUAGGCGCAAGGACUACAUCCACUGGCUGCGCACCUCUCCGAACAAGCUCUUCUCCAUGCACGCCCCCCCCGUGGAGGGCGGAGCUCCCGCGGAGAGGACGCCGGAGCGGGCCGGCAGCCCACAGCAGCGGAGCAUGAUGUCCAGCAGCUCCCGGUCCCUGCCCGACCUGGCGCGGAGCCGCCGGGCCAUCUCCGGCGGCAACAGCUGGGCGAGGCGCUCGCCUGGGCCCGGCCUCGUGCCCCCGUGGAGCGAGCGCAGCCUCGAGGACCGCCCGAAGUGGAACCAGCGGUUCAACGUCGGCGUCAACAUGAACACGCACAAGCCCAAGGGCCAGCGAGCGUACUUCUCGCGUCCCCAGUCGCUGCCAGAGCUGAAGCGGUACUACGAGACGCACACCGGGUUCGACAAGCACAUCGAGAGGCUGAACCAGCCCAAGAAACCUGCGCGGAAUCCGAGAGACGACUUCAGCUUUGUAUUCUAAGGCGCUCGCUGCCCGCGCCCUGGGAGACCCGUCCCAACGGCGCGCUCGUGAGAACGGGCGCGCCGGGGAUUCCUCCCCCCCGGCUUGCUCCACGCCGCCUUUCCGUGCCGUUUCCGCUCCGAUCUUGGAGCAUGUCCAUGUCCACCAUGUUCGGGGGACAGUUGACGGCACACUCGCGGCCCCUCCCCGGGGACCGACGCCCCGUCCCGGGGGCCGCGCUCCGAGGCCCCCAGAGAGCCCGAGAGCGGCCCGGCCUCGCCCGCGGCAUGGGCCGCAAAAGCGGCGAGGGGACAUGCCCGACCUGACCCUUCCCCCCACUCCGCUCGCCGGCGAACUCUUCUCGCCCCGCGCCGCGCCAGCGCGCCUCGCGCCGGGAAAGCUGGCACAUUUCGCGCCGGCUUCCCCCGGCGGCGGCGCUCCCCCGAAUGGGGGAGGGCCCGCGCAGGCGGCCCGCGGCCGCGCGGGGCGCGGGGCCGUGCGCGCGCGGUGUGUGCGCGGCGCGGCGUGGCAGC